CAACUUUGCUUAAAUAUGACGAAUUCUAAAAUUGCCACAUCAACAACACCAACAAGCAAUGGCAAAUGUAUGAUUGACAAAAUUGGAGAUUCUGGGGGCUUAUUUGAUCUUGUGGUGCGUCCAAUGUUUCAGCAGGGCCACGAAGGAGAACUUUGCAGUUGGUUGAAAGAGUUUAGCCUCAUAAGAACAACAUUAGGAUGCCAGCAGCCCGAAUGUCAGGGUAAAAUUCUAGCUUGGAAUACAGCUCGGGUUAUCGAUAGAUACACGUGGGUUUGUCCUACGUGUUCUAAAAAACAAUCUAUCAGAGAAGGUUCUUUUUUUAUGGGAGUUAAAGGGGAUUUUAGAACGUGCCUUCAACUUAUUUUAGCUUGGUGUCAGGAUAUUCCGUCAGACAUUGCAGCUAAUAAUUUUGAAAUUAAAGAGCAUGUAAUCAAAAAAGUUUAUGAGAGAUGUAGCCAAGUCGCUGAAUUUUAUGUUAACUCUCACCCAGAAGAUUUUAAACUUGGUGGCCCAGGUUGCGUUGUUUUAGUCGACGAAUUUCCUAGUGGGUAUAUGACAGACAUAACUCCUGAUGUAACUACUACAAGGAAACAUUUAAAGCAAUACGGAGUUUUUAGUGUUGAGCACUUACAAAAAUUCGACACUCCGGAUACUCAUAAACUCUUAAAUAAUCUUGCCACAAUAUGGCAAACCGGUCUUGGAGUUUGUGAAGAAAUUCAAGAGUCAACGCGUGGAGCUGCCAAGCAAAUAAUAACAAAUCAUUUAUGGAGACAAAGGUAUGGAUCAAUACCUUCAGUAGCCUUUCAAAAUAUGCUCAAUCAUAUUGUCGAGUGUUACCGUUUCACUUGA
Messenger RNA from Cotesia congregata, 849 nucleotides. Lineage: Eukaryota; Metazoa; Arthropoda; Insecta; Hymenoptera; Braconidae. The record is from the annotation of a GenBank genome assembly.